Pichia kudriavzevii is the source of this 300-nucleotide messenger RNA. RefSeq lists its product as uncharacterized. NCBI's taxonomy places the organism in Eukaryota, Fungi, Ascomycota, Pichiomycetes, Pichiales, Pichiaceae. The record is from RefSeq and is a predicted model, not a curated record. Gene Ontology annotation, molecular function: damaged DNA binding; single-stranded DNA binding. Bases 1 to 300 code for a protein of 99 amino acids. The transcript has a single exon. Gene Ontology annotation, biological process: base-excision repair; nucleotide-excision repair; DNA replication. Gene Ontology annotation, cellular component: DNA replication factor A complex; nucleus; site of double-strand break.
AUGCAGUCUAUCCGGAUCGACGCCCCCCUUCUCGCAUCUCACACUUCAAAGACCGUUCGUCUUAUGGGCCGUCUCUCUGCUCCGACAACCUUGGACGCCAACGGCGAGAUUGCCCUCCAAAAUGCUGAUUCUUACAAUUUAAUAGUAGAUAACUACUACGAAAUCAUAGGCCUUGUCCAGAAAGACCUCUCUGUUUCCGUACUGCAGGCUUUUGACUUGGGUCACGAUUUCAACAUGAAGGCAGCUACAAAGUUGGUGGAAAUCGUACACAAGUUCCCGGAGAUUUAUCACGACGUAUAG